AAAAGCUCUCUCCCUGUGUAUUGAACGCUAUACCCUUUUUUGGUAUGUUGCUUUUCAUACACAAGACUGGCGCAGCCCGAGCUUGAAGUCUUAUAUUUGUCACUCCCUUUCACCAAGAAAAAUGUCCAAGUCACUGAAGAAAAUUGUAGACGAGACUCGAGAAAAAAACCUCCCAGAAGUGGAGAUGUGCGACAGAGGCAUUUCGAACAUGUUGGAUGUACCAGGAUUGUUCACUUUGUCCAACAUCACUCAGUUGGUCCUCAGCCACAACAAGCUCACAGUGGUUCCUGCUAACAUCUCAGAGCUGAAAAAUCUGGAGGUCCUGAACAUGUUCAACAACCAGAUUGAAGAGCUGCCAACUCAAAUUAGUAGUCUUCAGAAGUUGAAAUACCUUAAUCUUGGAAUGAACCGCCUUUGCAACUUGCCUAGAGGCUUUGGUUCCUUGCCAGCACUUGAAGUUUUGGAUCUAACCUACAAUAAUAUGAACCAUAACUCCCUGCCUGGAAAUUUCUUCUACCUCACAACACUUCGUGCUCUGUAUCUGAGUGACAAUGACUUUGAAGUCCUGCCAGCUGACAUUGGGAAGCUGGCAAAGCUGCAAAUAUUGAGUCUUCGGGAUAACGAUCUUAUCUCACUGCCAAAGGAGAUUGGGGAAUUGGUUCAACUCAAGGAGCUUCACAUCCAAGGCAACAGACUGACUGUCCUUCCACCGGAACUUGGGAAUCUGGAUCUGACUGGACCAAAGCAGGUUUUCAAAGCAGAAAACAAUCCCUGGGUCACUCCCAUUGCCGAUCAGUUUCAACUCGGAGUCUCCCAUGUGUUUGAAUACGUUCGCUCUGAGACCUACAAAUAUCUCUACGGUAGACACAUGCAGGCCAACCCGGAACCUCCUAAGAAGAACAACGACAAAAGUAAAAAGAUCAGCCGGAAACCACUGUCAGCAAAAAACAAAUGAAAGUAAAAGAGAAAUGAUGGUGGUUUGACACAACUGUCCAUUUCCAAACCAUUUGUAUUACAAUAAAAUGUAUCUAAUAUCUUGUCUUACAUGUAGUCAAAAACUAAGUACCAUAUUUUCCAGACUAUAAGGCGCACUUAAAAUGCUUGUUUUCCCUCAAAACUCGACUGUGUGCCUUAUAACCCGGUGCGCCUAAUAUACGGAAUACGUUUGGUUGAGCUUACCCACCUCGAAGCUAUUUUAUUUUUUACAUGGCGUAAUGAUAAAUGUGACCAUUAGAUGGCAGUCAAACAUGAGAGAUAUGUGUAGACUGCAAUAUGUCUCAAGUAAACACCAACAUUUUAAAUGUUCCAUUAAAAAUAUAGAACAUUACACACGGCGCUCAAAAAUCUAUCAACAUUUUUUAAUAUGACUUUGGUAAGCUAUGAAGUGAAGUGAAUUAUAUUUAUAUAGCGCUUUUCUCUAGUGACUCAAAGCGCUUUACAUAGUGAAACCCAAUAUCUAAGUUACAUUUAAACCAGUGUGGGUGGCACUGGGAGCAGGUGGGUGAAGUGUCUUGCCCAAGGACACAACGGCAGUAACUAGGAUGGCGGAAGCGGGUAUUGAACCUGCAACCCUCAAGUUGCUGGCACGGCCGCUCUACCAACCAAGCUAUGAAGCCACACCGCUUGAUGGAUUGUACUGUGCUUCAACAUACGAGUAUUAUUAUGGUGUGUGUAUAAGGUAAUAUUACCUGGCGUUUUGUUUCGCAAUAUAAUGCAAAAGCAACUUUUCUUACCUUCUGGUACCUGCUGAUCUGUAUUUGGGAUCUGCAUAAAUCCUGAAAAAUUGCGCACGUUCGCGCCAACGCCGUGGUCGAUAAGGUUCUUAUUUUUCCUCUAUCUUGUUAUGUGACAUUCAUCCACCGCUGUUGCCAUUUCUAAUAUAAAGUAGUGUAAAGUUCUUAUUUAUAUCUGUCAGUAAAAUCGCCAUUAAAGCUCUAAAACAUA
Molecule: messenger RNA, 1944 nt
Organism: Nerophis lumbriciformis (worm pipefish)
Lineage: Eukaryota; Metazoa; Chordata; Actinopteri; Syngnathiformes; Syngnathidae
Gene: rsu1
Product: Ras suppressor protein 1
Cellular component (GO): cytoplasm
Molecular function (GO): protein binding
Source: RefSeq, a predicted model, not a curated record